Molecule: messenger RNA, 954 nt
Organism: Puccinia graminis f. sp. tritici CRL 75-36-700-3
Lineage: Eukaryota; Fungi; Basidiomycota; Pucciniomycetes; Pucciniales; Pucciniaceae
Exons: 4
Coding region: 1-954 (317 amino acids)
Source: RefSeq, a predicted model, not a curated record
AUGGCUGAUACGACUAAUCCAACCGGUCCUACUGGAUCCGCAACAGCUCAGAAUGUCGCUACCGAAGUAGGCAUUAUCAGGCAACCUUGCCUUUCCCCUACUCCUAGCGAGUCUCCUGGACGAAGAGAAGAGACCAGUGACCCUAAUCCUGAUCCGAAUCAAAGAGGUCAUACUCCUAAUACCACUGGUAGAAGAGAUAGUGUUAAUAGCAGAGAAUCUACCGGCCUAGAGAUUAUAACCAAGACUCAUGCAAACAACCCUACCAACGACGAGGUUUUCCAUUGGCUUCCGAUCGAGGAGAGAUUCGAGAGGUACUACUACCGCAUGGCAGAGAACAGAGCUUGGUUAGACCGAGUCAACAAUCAAUCCACCGAAGAAGCUAUCAGAGCUCAUCUCAACUACUGCCGCGAAGAUUUCUCCGAGAUGAUAGCGUUACGAGGCCGAGACAACGCAUUAAUCAGGACUCGAGGAUGGGAUCCCAGCUCGAUCCCAGCGUCCCAUUACUUAAACCCGAUAGCAAAUCCCCGACCAAGGGACAAUACCCAGAGAGGAUUACCAGCGGAGAGAACUGUAGACAACAACAGAAAUAUAAACGAGAACCGCAACCAAGCGAACCCACCGAACCCUCACAUCAGAAACAGAGCUCAGCGAGUCGAGGAAGAGAACAUACAUCAUCAAGUAAACCCCCAAGUAGAGAGACGCCAUACUAUGAGAGACCCUCCUCGCCACAGACAGGAUCACGAAGACAAUCGAGAGAGAUUCCAAGGACCGAUUCGUACGAGGGCUCCAAGGAGGAAUUGCAAAUGGAGAACUUCAAUCUACUCCGAGAUGGUCAGAAUAGGCCGUUCCCUCCAAGGAACGUAUCAACAUCUCGAGGAAGGAAGAAUUCGUACUCAAAGAGGCAAUCAGAAUGCGCCUCCAGAGAACCAUCGAGACAACCAACAAGGUUGGUAA